Messenger RNA from Culex pipiens pallens (northern house mosquito), 4348 nucleotides. RefSeq names its product thioester-containing protein 1 allele S3-like. Gene Ontology annotation, molecular function: endopeptidase inhibitor activity. Lineage: Eukaryota; Metazoa; Arthropoda; Insecta; Diptera; Culicidae. The coding region runs from base 128 to 4231 and encodes 1367 amino acids. The transcript is spliced from 13 exons. Gene Ontology annotation, cellular component: extracellular region. The record is from RefSeq and is a predicted model, not a curated record.
GCCCAUUCAGUAGAACGCAAAGCGUCGUGAAUAGUAGACCAAGUAGAAUGGCAAGCGGAAUCACCUGCUAGUGAAAGUAGCCACAAAGUAAACAAAGUGAAAAGUGACUAAAAAAAACGGAGAACCAAUGGCGGUUUCUUGGAGCGUCAGGAGGAUCGGCCAAAUCCUGCUUGGUUGUGCUGCUUGGAUCGGAUUAGGCCAUGGUCAAGGACUGUCGGUAAUUGGACCAAAUGUAAUCCGACCGUACGCCCCAUUUACGGUAUCCUUCGCCAACUCCCUGUCUCGUAAUGCCCAGUUCGAUGUUGUGCUGAUGAACUCUAACGAUGAUUCGAUUCUCAACGAAACCAACGUCAUGGUACCCCGCAGAUCUGGAAAAUCUGCCUCACUUCAGGUGGGAAAUAUCCCCGAGGGUGAGUACAAAGUCCUGAUUAGAGGAAUCGACGCUGACGGUGAUUUCCAAGAAGAAGUGGAUCUUCACUACCACAGCAAAACGGAGUCCGUGUUUAUUCAGUUGGAUAAACCUGUGUACAAACCGGGCGAUGUUCUGCGGUUCAGAGUGGUCGUGGUCGAUGAGAAUACUCGACCUGCGACUAGCAUAAAGUCUGUGAGUGUGACUCUGUAUGAUCCCAGGGGAAACAUGAUAAAUCGUUGGCCGUUCGGGAUGUUGUACAAGGGAGUUUUCGAGUCCAGUGUGCAGCUUGCAUCGGCGCCUGAACUAGGGACGUGGAAUUUGGUUGUGACCACUGGAAGCAGCCAAAUCUCGAAAGAAAUCGAGUUGAAGGAGUACACGUUACCAAAAUUCUCCAUAAUAGUGCACCCUGCUGAGUUGCUGUUGGUGAAAGAUAAGCGAAUCAAACUAGACGUUGCAACUGCGUUCAUGUCGGGAAAUCAGGUGGAAGGGAACCUUGUGGUCGAUUUGUUCCUGAAUGAUAUCAAUAAGAGGAGACCUGACCACACCUAUUCCGGGCAUAUCAAGGCGCAAUCAACAGUUGAGUUCCAGUUGAAGGAGGAACUGGAAGUCGAUGGAGACAGUGACGUUACCCACGUUUUUGCUAGAGUUAGUGUGUUGGAGACAUUUUCAAACAAAACCGAAACCAUCGUGGAAGCCAUUCCUGUGUAUCGCAACAAAUACACAAUUUCGGUAGUCCCCUCGGAGCCGAUGUUUGAACCCGGGAAAAUGUUCACCUUGCAGUUUGCUAUCAAGGAUCAUUACGGAACGCCGGCUAGAGGUGGAAAGUUAGCAACAAUUGAAAUUUUAUUCGAUGGAGAUUAUUUUGAGGAUGGUGAGGAUGAGCUAGCUUUUGAACGCGAACCCGAUGACAUGGGUGUGAUUACGUUGAAAAUUGUUCCACCAAGUUCGGCAAUAUCGUUUCAAUUGCAGGUUAAGUAUGAAGGUUCAGAGUUUGAAGAGGAAAUAUAUGCGGCUCAGUCAUUGAGUCAUCAGUAUAUUACAGUGACAUUGAAUGAUAAAAGAUACAAAGUGCGUCCAAACAAGGAAGUGGUGUUUGAAGUAUCCUGCACGGAACGUUUCAAACAUUUUUCGUACACCUUUGUGGCGCGGGGCCGCAUCAUCGAUGCUGGGCACGUGAAUGUCAUGAACAAGAAAAAGUACUCCUUCCGGUACAAGCUGCUGGCCGAAAUGGCACCCCAAGCCAAGCUAAUAAUUUCCCACAUCAGUCGGGACUAUUUGAUUUACGAUGUGCUUCAUUUGGAUUUUGACGUUUUCAAUAAUGAUUUUGAAUUCUUCCUCGACAGCGAUAAUUACAAUCCGGGCCAGGAUGUCUACGUAGAUCUGCGUGCGGUGAAAGACUCGUAUGUGGCGUUUCACGGAAUAGAUCAGAGUGUUCUUCAUUUAGGUCACGAUGGUCACCUGUUCACUAGAGCCGACGUUUUUUCUGAACUAGAUCAAUACAGUGCAAUACACGUGGAUGAGCUGGACCCGUUCUCCACAUUGGGAUUGUUUUUACGGACGACCUCUGAAGUAGAUUCACCUUACGCUUACGUUCUCCAUUCCCGAUCCAGACGAUCCGUAGACAGUAGAAGGCCACAGCACGCAAUUCAGAUUCGAACAGUGUUUCCCGAAACAUGGUUCUGGCGCAACUACACCCUGGAUGGGCGAAGCACCUCAAUGACCAUCGAGUCGGUGGUUCCCGAUACGGUCACGUCGUGGCUCGUCACAGGAUUUGCCCUGAGCCCAACGCUGGGACUAGGAAUCAUAAAUCAGCCGCGUAUGUUCACCGUAGACCAGCCAUUUUACAUCGUUGCCAAUCUACCGUACUCGAUCAAACGUGAUGAAGUGGCAGUCAUUCGAGUGACUGUGUUCAAUUUUCUCGGAAGCCCGCUGACAACGAGUGUGACACUGUUCAACAAAAACAACGAAUUUGAGUUUGUGGAAAAAUCUUCAGGUGAUGACACCCGACGGACGAAAGCGGUUUUCGUUCCCGCGAACGAUGGCCACGCGGUUUCGUUCCUGAUCAAGGCUAGAAAGCUGGGUGAAAUUGCAAUUAAAAUCGAGGCCGUCAAUGCGCUGAAGGCAGAUUCCGUGGAGCACAUCCUGCGCGUGAUUCCCGAGAGUCAUCUGAUCCGGCGGAACGAGGCGAGGUUCGUUGAUCUUACGAAGCAGCGCUCGGCAAGUUACGAUAUCGCGAUCGAUAUUCCGCGGAACGUUGACGAGGGAUCGGUGUUUAUCAAGUUUACGCUUGAUCCUGAUUUAUUGGGGUGUGUCGUUAAAAAUUUGGAUUCCCUUAUACAGCUACCUUGCGGAUGUGGUGAACAAAAUAUGAUGAAAUUUGUACCGAACGUGGUGAUAUUAGACUACCUGUCGGAAACUAAGACAAUAAGCAAGGAAAUUGAAUCGAAGGCCAUUGAAAACCUAAAGAGAGGUUACCAAAAUCUGCUAAGGUAUAGAAACAGCGACGGAUCAUUUUCCGUGUUCCACGGAAGAAGUGGAGGUACUUUUUUGACGGCAUUUGUAGCGCAAUCGUUUAAAGUGGCUAGCAAGUACAUUAGUAUCGAUACGAACGUAAUCGAACAAGCUUAUCGUUGGCUAUUGAGUAAACAACAACCCGACGGUAGAUUUGUAGAGGUGGGAUCUAUUUGGUCUGCGGCAAUACAAGGAGGGUUACGAUCUUCCUGCUUUGCUCUUACUGCUUUUGUUCUGGCAGCUAUUUUGGAAGCCGGAAACGUCAGACUGCAAAAUGAGGCAAAAAUUCAAAAAACUAUCAAUUAUCUUACAUUCAACCUGCAAAACAUAGACAAUUCUUACGAUUUGGCACUCACUGCGUACGCGCUGUCUCUUGUACCAGAUCGUCGAAUUUCCAAACCAUUUCUUGACAAGCUUAUAGAGAAAUCGACUUAUGACGAAACUACCGGCACACGUCACUGGAACACCGCUUCAUAUGGAGUAGAAACGGCAGGUUAUGCGGUUUUGUCGUACAUUGCCCACGACAUGAUCGUGGAUGCCACUCCAAUAGUGCGUUGGUUAACUACCCAUCGGUACGGUGAGGGAGGUUAUCGAAGCACGCAGGAUACUUUUGUAGGACUAAAAGCGUUGGCACAGUUUGCCGCUAAAGCUUCCUACCAUAACAAUGACUACAGAGUCACAGUCCGACCGAAGGCGGAAAAAGUGUUAACCUUUGACGUCGAUAGCCACAAAUUGGCAGUUCAGGAACUAGAACUCGACAGUGCCACAAGGAAUGUGAACGUUCAAGUCACUGGCGUUGGAACCGGAAUCUUUCAAAUUUCCUACCAAUACAACCAGAACAUCAUCCACCGGCAGAGUAGCUUCAACUUGGAGGUCAAUGUUCUCCCAAACAGUACCUACUACCGUCAGGAACUCAGCGUCUGCGUUAGCUUCAUCGCCCGGGAAGCUUACCAGUACUCCAACAUGGCGCUGGUCGAAGUGUUCUUCCCCAGUGGUAUCGUGGCGGACGAAAGCUCCGUACGGGAUCUGUCAAUCGGAAGAAACAUCCAGAAGACGGAGCUUCGCUUCGGAGGAACCUCCCUCGUGGUGUACUACCUUCGCUUGAACGCCCAACCCAACUGCUUCGGAGUGACCGCCGAACGCCACUUCAAGGUUGCCCUGCAUCGUCCGGCGCACGUGGUCGUGUACGAUUAUUACGAUGAAGGAGAACACUCGGAUCGCUUUGCCAUCGCGUCCUACGAAGGAAAGGUGAUGCAGGUUUGCGAUGUUUGCGAGGAUGAGGACUGCGAAACGCUGUCGUGUCAAUAGAAGGUCUAGUCCCGAAGCUCGAUCAUUUGGUAGAAUAUAACAUAAUUUUUAAAUGAAUACAAACAUGCUGUAUGUUUAUCUGCUAAUUUUGAAUUAAAUGUGCUUUUAAGAUCCAGA